UAGGGAAACGUAGAGAGUGUCAGUACGCGGAGAUACGUCGUCCCCCAUCGUCGUCGAGUCGCGCGUGUGCCUUUCGAAAUCGACACUCGACCGUGUGAGUUCAGUGUUACGAAUAAUAAUAAAGGAAAAAAAAAAAAAAUAAUAAAAAGUAAAAAAAUAAAAAAUAAAUAAAAAAAGAUAAGAAAUAAAUAAGUAGGAAAAAAUUUUGAAAAAAUAAAGAAUAAUUAUUCCAAAUAUCGAGACGUUCCAUCCAAGGAUCGAGGAGGCUCGAAGAUAGACGUGGAUUUUUUUUUUUUUUUUACUUUAUCUGUGUCGGGAACACGCGUCGUGCCGGAAGGCUCGGCGUAUCACGCACGCGACCCAGGCCACUUUUUGACGUUUCCAAGCUGUUGAUAUUUGUUUUCCUUAUCUACUUCCGCGCGAGACGAUCUAACGCAGCAGCGUGCUCGAGGGUGUACACGAGGAGGGUAUCGUGGAAGAGUGAGCUCGCCUCGCGCAGGAACCCGCGAUGCACGCGAAAGUCGAAGCACCAGGUGGCCGAGGCGCGAUGAACGUGUGCCGCGAGUAAAACGCGUGGCGUUUGGAUGGCUUGCAAACGGAAGCGGAAAAAGUCGUGGAAGAACGCCUGAGGGAAGCCGCGGAGUGACACUCGCGCCGGCCAGCAUGGCGUAGCGGCGCCGCGCGUAACUUCUUCCAAGCAAGCACUGUGUGCUUCAGUCAGAGGUUCAGUUUGGUGAAAAGCGACCGACCGAGGGCGGAGGAGAGAAAGACGCAAUGCGGUAGCGUGUGGUAGAAUAGCGAGAGUUUAGCGGAUCAACGUGUGGUUGGCGGAGAGUGAGUUUACCACAGGGAGAACGAAACUGGGCCAUAAUACUUGGAGUCGAAGGGCCCGGAAGUGGGUGAAAGCCACUCGAACAACCGGCCCCGGCGACGACGGCCCUGCCUUCCGGCGAUGAUCGGAUACAAUCAACACAAUUCCGGCUACAACAAGCUAUUCACGCAGGGCUCGGCAGACUCGAACUACUCACAGCCGAGCUCGGAUCUCUCGCUGGACGAGGAGAAAGAGAGCUUGCGUCGUGAGAAGGAGAGGCAGGCCCUCAAUCAACUUGAAAAAGCCAGGACGAAACCGGUAGCGUUUGCAGUGCGGACCAAUGUGAGCUAUGACGGAUCCGUCGAUGAUGAUUCGCCGGUCCAUGGCUCGGCUGUCAGCUUCGAGGUUCGCGACUUCCUGCACAUCAAGGAGAAGUACGACAACAACUGGUGGAUAGGCAGGCUGGUGAAAGAGAACUCGGACGUCGGUUUCAUCCCAUCCCCGGUGAAGUUGGAGGCCCUGAGGCAGCAGGCGAGCGCUGCACGUGGUACAAAGGGUCUCUACUCGGCGCGUGGAGGGUCUUCAGGGAACCUUGGCGAGAGUGGUGACGACAGCGACAGCGUGCGGGGCGGUAAGGCAACGUUGACCACACCACCGGCCAAGGAGAAAAGGAAGAACUUCUUCAAGAAGCCGGAAACGACCACGCCUUACGACGUUGUACCAUCCAUGAGGCCUGUCGUGUUGGUCGGUCCAUCGUUGAAGGGUUAUCAGGUCACGGAUAUGAUGCAGAAGGCGUUGUUCGAUUACUUGAAGCACAGGUUCCGAGGCAGAAUAAUUAUCACUAGGGUAAUGGCGGACAUUUCAUUGGCAAAGAGAUCGUUACUCAACAAUCCAACGAAACGAGCGAUCAUGGAACGAUCCACCAGCAGGAGCAGCUGUUUGGCCGAGGUUCAGGCCGAGAUCGAGAGGAUUUUCGAGCUCGCCAGAACCCUUCAGUUGGUAGUGUUGGACUGCGACACGAUCAAUCACCCGUCUCAAUUGGCGAAGACCAGUCUGGCGCCGACGAUCGUCUACCUGAAGAUCUCCUCGCCCAAAGUGCUCCAGAGGUUGAUCAAGUCGCGGGGGAAGUCGCAGAUCAGACACCUGAACGUGCAGAUGGUGGCCGCCGAGAAGCUGGCCCAGUGCCCGCCCGAGAUGUUCGACGUGAUCCUGGACGAGAAUCAGUUGGAGGAGGCUUGCGAGCACGUGGCAGAGUACCUGGAAGCAUAUUGGAGGGCCACGCAUCCCCAAGUGAUCCCGGCCGUGCCACGUCCUAUUCCUGCACCGGAUGCACCGGUCGACGUGCUCACACCCCGCGUCACAUCAGGACACAGCGGUGGACACGUGAGCGAGGGGAGCCGGAAGUCGAGGCUGGAGAGGAUGGAUCGUGAUCGGGGCGAUCGUGGUGAACACGACUACGGCAACGAGGAGGAAUCGUACGUCAGUGGCGUCGAUUACGGGAGCGCAUCUAGGCGUCGCCAGCAGCAAGACCCGCGCGCAUUGAACGCCAUUUAGGAGCUGGGGCCCCGGGGCCUGUCGCUACAGCGCUGUCCCCACCUGCGCACCACUGCUCUUUAGUGGGGUCGCCACCUGGAAUUCCGUAAAACGAUGGGCGGGUUGAUAAUCGAAUGUCCUUGUCGAUGAAGGUACGCACAGGAUAAAUCCCCCAUUCGCGGAGCCAGCUCAACGAGAUGAGUAUGUACACAGAGAACAAACCAAAGAAAAUUAUAUACAGAAUCAGAGAGAGUGAUAAGAGAGGUAUUAAGAUUAUAUUACAUACGAGUGUGAGGGAAAAAAAAAAAAAAAAGAAUGAGAGGAAAAAAGAGCCCUGGGGCCUUAAUUUUUUGCGCUGACUCCUCCUGGGCCCCUAUACCCACCCCCACGAGAAUCAUAAGAUUUUUUAAGAUCGAUGAUUUAUAGGAGAAAUGCUCGUGAAUCGGCAUCGGGUCUUUGUUAAAAAAAAAAAAAAAAAAAAAAAAGAAACGCCACGAGAUGUUCGCUCGAAAUUAGAUAAUAGACGAUAAAUAGACGAUUUGGACGAUUAACGAGAUCGGAAAAGAGAGA
This is a messenger RNA of Apis dorsata (giant honeybee), 2914 nucleotides long. Its product is annotated as voltage-dependent L-type calcium channel subunit beta-2. NCBI's taxonomy places the organism in Eukaryota, Metazoa, Arthropoda, Insecta, Hymenoptera, Apidae. The coding region runs from base 953 to 2365 and encodes 470 amino acids. Gene Ontology annotation, molecular function: high voltage-gated calcium channel activity; protein binding. Gene Ontology annotation, cellular component: voltage-gated calcium channel complex. The record is from RefSeq and is a predicted model, not a curated record. The transcript has 11 exons. Gene Ontology annotation, biological process: neuromuscular junction development; chemical synaptic transmission; regulation of voltage-gated calcium channel activity.